Molecule: messenger RNA, 1500 nt
Organism: Sphenostylis stenocarpa
Lineage: Eukaryota; Viridiplantae; Streptophyta; Magnoliopsida; Fabales; Fabaceae
Source: the annotation of a GenBank genome assembly
AUGAUUUCUUCCUUGAGACAGCCUGUUGUGGGGAUCAGUGGUUCUGAUCUUCUUAUGAGGCAAAGACAUGCAACCCCAGUUAAGGCAAGGUCGUUUUUACCUUCUUUAUCGAGAGAACAGGGUCAGGGAUCUCUGGUUUCAGUGCAUAAGCCACUGCACAUUGCUUCUUCCCUUGGAAGUGGAAAUUUUGUGUCAGUGAAGAGUGAUGGAAGAAGGGGUGAUUUGGGGAGGUGUGAGGCCUAUGAGGCAGAUAGAUCAGAGGUUGAGGCUACAAACACACCAUCAGAGGCUGCAAAAAAGGUGAAAAUUGGGAUAUAUUUUGCAACCUGGUGGGCUCUGAAUGUGGUGUUCAAUAUUUAUAACAAGAAGGUGUUGAAUGCCUACCCGUACCCUUGGCUGACUUCAACUCUCUCACUUGCAUGUGGGUCUCUUAUGAUGUUGAUCUCUUGGGCCACUGGGAUUGCAGAAGCCCCGAAGACUGAUCCUGAAUUUUGGAAGACUUUGUUCCCUGUUGCUGUUGCACAUACAAUAGGGCAUGUAGCGGCAACUGUUAGUAUGUCAAAAGUUGCAGUAUCAUUUACACAUAUUAUCAAGAGUGGUGAGCCUGCUUUUAGUGUUCUGGUUUCAAGAUUUCUCUUGGGUGAGACCUUCCCUGUGCCAGUCUAUCUGUCUUUACUUCCGAUCAUUGGUGGAUGUGCACUUGCAGCUGUGACUGAACUCAAUUUCAACAUGACUGGUUUUAUGGGGGCUAUGAUAUCAAACUUGGCAUUUGUAUUCCGUAAUAUCUUUUCGAAAAAGGGCAUGAAGGGAAAGUCUGUCAGUGGAAUGAAUUACUAUGCUUGUUUAUCUAUUUUGUCCCUUGCAAUUCUCACACCCUUCGCAAUUGCUGUUGAAGGGCCACAGAUGUGGAUUGCCGGAUGGCAAACAGCCGUCUCUCAGAUCGGAAACCAACUCAUAUGGUGGGUUGCAGCUCAAAGUGUAUUCUAUCAUCUAUACAAUCAAGUGUCAUACAUGUCUCUGGAUGAGAUCUCUCCAUUGACGUUUAGCAUUGGAAACACCAUGAAACGUAUAUCUGUCAUCGUGUCUUCAAUUAUUAUCUUCCACACACCAGUUCAACCUGUCAAUGCUCUUGGUGCUGCUAUUGCCAUCCUUGGAACCUUCUUAUAUUCACAGAGGGUGAAGUUGGUUAUGAAUGUACCUUGUGUUUUAUCUUCCAAUCUAAUGGAUGGUAUUCUGAAGUUAGGUGAUCCAGUGUUUUAUUGCUUACCUUGUAGACUUUCCAAAGCUGACCACACCAAAUACUUUAGCAUAUGCCUUAUUGUUCAUAACAUCACAAUGAAGCUUCUAAUGAAAGCAUCUGAAGGUAGAAGGCAAAACAAUAGAUUUGGGGAACUAAAAUUCCUUGAAGGACUUGUUUGUUGCUGUUCUUCAUGCUCAACCAGGGACAAGAAAAUUGAUUUUGGAAUGUGUCACUGCUGGAUUUUUGCAAGACUAGGAUGA